AGUGAACUGCAUAAAUUACUUUGAACUUAACGACCUAGAUUCAGUAUUAACACUUAAAACAAACAUCUAAAAUGGUUAAAACGUCGAGUUAAAACAACAGACAGCUAGGCUACACACCAUAAAAUUAUACGCGCAACACGCAAGGUAAAAGUAACCUGUGAAUAUGCCAGGUUCCAGUGUAGGGGGAGGAGUCUAUAUAAACAGCUCGGCUCAGUUAGUGUCCGAUGGAAGACACGCAUCAAACUCUACAUGGAGAAUCACUUUAAUGAUCAAAACACGGAAGGUUCCGCAAGUUCAGACAGCAACGACUGCCAAAGGGUAGACCAGUAUGGAUUUGAGAGAGCAGAAGAUUUCAACUAUGAAUCCUAUGAGGACUUCACGUCCAAGAAUUUAGCUGUUGUCACUAGAAGGUCAAACAAGUGGUCGAAACUUUUGCAGAGCACUGUAAAAGUGGAGAAAAAUGUUAAAGUAAAGCGAUACGUGAGGAAGGGGGUUCCAUGUGAACAUCGCACUCAGAUCUGGAUGGCAACCAGUGGAGCCCAGGACCAGCUGGACAGAAAUCCUGGCUACUAUCAUUCUCUAUUAAAGUCUGAACAUGACCCUAAAAUAGAAGAGGUUAUACGUGCUGAUAUGCACAGAACCUUUCCUGACAACAUUCAGUUCCGUGCCUCCUCCCAGCCAUGUUUACAAAAAGCCCUGUUUAAUGUACUUCUGACUUAUGGACACCACAAUAAGGAUGUUGGUUACUGUCAGGGAAUGAACUUUAUUGCUGGAUACCUCCUCAUCAUCACUAAAGAUGAAGAGAAGUCUUUCUGGUUAAUGGAUGCUUUACUUGGCAAGAUCUUACCAGACUAUUACACAGCAACAAUGCUGGGGCUUAAAAUGGAUCAAGAGGUGCUUGGAGAGCUUGUCAGAAUGAAGGUUCCUGCUGUCUGGAAGGUCAUGAAUCAGCACGAUGUAAUGUGGACCCUGGUGGUCUCGCGCUGGUUCAUCUGCCUGUAUGUAGACAUACUUCCUGUAGAGACAGUGCUGAGAAUAUGGGACUGCCUUUUUUACGAGGGAUCCAAGAUCUUGUUCAGAGUGGCUUUGACGCUGAUUCAUCAACAUCAGAACCUCAUCUCACAGGCCCAGAAUCUCCCAGAAAUCUGUGAACGCUUCAAACAGAUCACUCGCGGCGAGUACGUAGAGGACUACCAUACCUUCAUGCAGAAAAUCUUCAUGGAGCCUGGAGGUCUCUCUACAGCAACAAUUACUAAACUCAGGAAGAUGUGUAGGAAUCGCAUUACUUCUGCCUAAAACCCUCCACUAUACUACACUAAAUGAUGGAUGAUGGACAUACAGUUCUGCAUGUUAGAUGAGAAUCUAUUACUUACUAAAUGGGGGGGAAAAAAAAAAAACUUUUAUAUGCAUAUUUUUAACAUAAUGACAGGGAUACACUACAUUUUAAGUGUGUCGGGUCAGUAAGAUUUUUUUUUUACUGUGUCUGACAGUGAAGUCUUGUGAUCACCAAGCCUGCAUUUAUUUGAUACAAAAUACAGCAACCAGGAAUAAUUGAAAGUGUCAUUUACAAUUUAAAAUAAUGUUUUCUAUUUAUAUAGAAAGGCUUAAAUUUGCAAUUUAUUCCUGUGGUGGCAAAAGCUGCCGUUACUUCAGUCUUAAGUGUCAAAUGAGCCUUUAGAAAUCAUUCCAAUUUGUUGAUUCGGUGUUGCUUAAUAUGAAUAUUUCAUGGAUACAACAAUGAAUAUUGUUUGAUUAAUGGAAAACUAAUAAAGCGUUUAUUGAAUGCUUUUGAAACGAUGUAUAAAAUUUGACCUGAUCAAU
Messenger RNA from Puntigrus tetrazona (Sumatra barb), 1821 nucleotides. It is a transcript of the gene grtp1b, whose product is annotated as growth hormone regulated TBC protein 1b. NCBI's taxonomy places the organism in Eukaryota, Metazoa, Chordata, Actinopteri, Cypriniformes, Cyprinidae. The transcript has 8 exons. Bases 250 to 1296 code for a protein of 348 amino acids. The record is from RefSeq and is a predicted model, not a curated record.